Molecule: messenger RNA, 852 nt
Organism: Jatropha curcas
Lineage: Eukaryota; Viridiplantae; Streptophyta; Magnoliopsida; Malpighiales; Euphorbiaceae
Source: RefSeq, a predicted model, not a curated record
ACACAAAAAAGAAGCCUCACCCUCUCUGCAUCACUUAUAUUAAAAUCCAAUCAUCCAUCCUUCUCCAUUUGAUUCCUUUCAAUACAUAACAUAAAACACCAAAAGAAACAGAAGAAAAAGAAAAAGAACUUCAAAAAUGGCCGCCGUCACCUCUGCAGCUGUUGGUAUCCCAUCUUUCACUGGUCUUAAGGCAGCAAAUGGCACAACAGCCAAAGUGAAUGCCAGUGUCAAGCCCGCAGCCUGCCCAGUCCCAAGACUGAGCGUCAAGGCUUCAAUGAAGGACGUGGGUGUUGCUGUUGUAGCCACCGCUGCAAGUGCAAUACUUGCAAGCAAUGCCAUGGCCGUAGAGGUCUUGCUUGGAGGUGAUGAUGGGUCAUUGGCUUUUGUUCCAAGUGAUUUCUCUGUGGCUCCUGGAGAAACAAUAGUUUUCAAGAAUAAUGCUGGUUUCCCACACAACGUCAUCUUUGACGAGGACGAAAUUCCCGGUGGAGUUGAUGCAUCAAAAAUCUCAAUGAGCGAGGAAGAUCUCCUCAAUGCUCCUGGAGAGACUUACAAAGUUACUUUGACUGAGAAAGGAAGCUACGCUUUCUACUGUUCCCCUCACCAGGGAGCUGGCAUGGUUGGAAAAGUUACCGUCAAUUAAAUCCUAUGUAAAGGGAGUCAGUUAUCUCACCUCGUUUCCUAGUUUGCUCUUUUUUUUUUUUUUUGUUUUUUGGGUGCGGUAGCAGAGUUCAUGAAAAUCUUAAUUUAAAGGUGGAGACUAUGAGGUAAUGUAUGAGGUGAACCCUAUUUGCAUAAUUCCUUGUCAUUUUCAUUUUUAAAAAAUUGACAUUGUAGAUUUGUUAAGUCUUA